Copidosoma floridanum is the source of this 584-nucleotide messenger RNA. Its product is annotated as SAGA-associated factor 29. The record is from RefSeq and is a predicted model, not a curated record. Lineage: Eukaryota; Metazoa; Arthropoda; Insecta; Hymenoptera; Encyrtidae.
UCUCUGUUAUGAUUGUGUGAUCGUGAUCGAAUGUUUACGUUAUUAGUUAAAAUAUAAGUACACAUAUACUUAGAGAAAUGCAUUAUAAAAAAUGCCCAUGAAUUAGUCAAUUUUCUAUGUUUUAAAGAAAGUAUACUAAUUAGCUUGUUUCCUUACUUUUAGAAUAAGUUUCAUAAGCUCUAUCGGGAUUGACAGUAUUACAUAGAAUGCCUUUCACAGCUGACGCCGCUGCUUACCAAAUUCAGGAAAGACUGAAAAGCAUUAAUCAACUAGUCCACGAUGUUGAAAAAGCACGAGAACACUCAGAAGUCAAUUUGAAUAACAUCACCAAGACGCAGGAAAAAGUUAAUGCGGAUGAAAAAAUAUCGCCUUUCUAUCAGCAAAAGUUGAAAAGCCAGUACAGUUCAGCAGUCGUGGAUGCCCAACAGGAGGAAGACUUGCUAAGGAAAGCCUUGGAAAAAAUAAACGAGAUCAGAUCUAUUAGAAAUGAAAGAAAAAUACAGAGUGGCCUGGGUGCAUCGAAGCUCGUGCAACUGUUUGGCCUCUGUAAGGACGAUUACCUGCAACUUGAAAUCAUUGGUUAA